Molecule: messenger RNA, 6291 nt
Organism: Prinia subflava (tawny-flanked prinia)
Lineage: Eukaryota; Metazoa; Chordata; Aves; Passeriformes; Cisticolidae
Exons: 2
Coding region: 2869-4032 (387 amino acids)
Source: RefSeq, a predicted model, not a curated record
AGGAGGAGAAGGAAGAGGAGGAGUUGGAGGAAAUCUCCAUCCUGGAAACCGCAGAUGAGCAGGGAGGCGAACUUGCCCCAUAUUCACCGGAGGGGGGUGGUCUCCAGGAGGGUUUUUUUGCAAGGCAGAGGAUGCUUGGAUCUUGCAGGAUCCCAAAGCCGAGCCAGAAAUGGCUCUGGAGGGAUCUUGGGGGUCCUACGUGGCAAUUGCCUAGCAUGGGUGAGAAGAGAGGCAAUAGCAGGCUUGGGGAUCCCCAGGAAAGCUGGGGAGGAACAUGGGAACCCCAAAGCAGGGAGAGCGCAGAGGAGUGAUCCCGGAGCCAGGGCAGCCCUGGCAACCUGGAGGGCUGGGGGAGCCUGAAGAUGAGCAGGGUUGGGGCCCCCCAAAGCUGAAAGGGGUGCUGACUUCUGCAGCUGCACUUAGGCAGCAGGACCAACCCCAAUGCCCUCAACCUUUAUUUUCCCCCUCAAAUCAGGAUUCCCCCUUCCCAAACCUUGACCCGAUGUCCCACGACCAACUUGUGCCUAUGUAGUGUCCUUGCAAGCUUCAAUUGGUAAUUGGUUGCCAACAGAGAGAGCUGUCGUGCUGUGCCAUGAGGGGCUAGGGCUUUGGUUGCCACCAAAGGGGAGAUUUUGCCAUUUGUUGUGCUGUAGAGGGCUUAGUUUGUUAGCAAUUUGGGGCUAGCAGUUUAGAGGCAAAUCUUUAUGUAUUGUUGUGUUUGUGUCCUAACCGUGAGAACAGCUGCGUGAGAGUUUGUGGAGACGUGCCAUUGGCACAAAGGGAGAGAGGAGUUUGGAUCCACGUACCCAUCUUUGGGUGACUGAAGCGGCUGGAAAAAAACGAAGAAAAGAUUUUGGAACUCCAGUGGGAAGGAUCAUUCCAGGUGCUCCUCACCACUUUUACUACAAUCAAGAUCAAAGAACAAAAUGCAUAGAUUCAUCACACCUGAGUGAAGAAGGCUCCUGAAGGAAUUUGGAGAGCCACACCAUGUGACAAUGAACUAAAAUUGAAGCUUACUCAGGAAAGUGAAUAGUGUGUGGGUAAAAUGUUAGCAUAGCUCAACAAUUUUUUUGAAGAAUAGAAGGAUUUGUAGUUGUUAUGGAAAACCAAGUAGGCAUAGUUUGGAAAGUUGUGGCUUUUGCAGUCAUCGUUACAGCCAUAGCUGGAGUGAAGGCAAUACCGUGUGCGUAUAAUGUGACUGGUAUGUACAAGUGUCAAGGGAAAGCUUAUGACUUUUACUCUCACAGGGGCAGAUGUUGAAAGUUACAAAUGCAACUGUUUGAGAAGGAGGAAACAUUUGGGGAUGUAAAUACAUGUUUGUUCAGGAUGGAUUCCAUGAAUCUCACCAAGGACCCAUGAAACCCAUCCAAAUCGGUCCUGAAUGUUGUGACAAAUGCUUAACCAAUUGUCCUGAGUUUAGGCUUAAAAUAGAAGGAUGUGCAAUUAAGGAUUUUAAGAUUGAUUAUAAUAUAAUCUGAGUUUGUACUGAUUUUCAGAAGGAUAAGGUUGAAAUGACUCCACCAACACCAACAUUAGGAGACAUCAUGACUACUCAAAUUCAAACUACCUUAGAAGAAGAGACUCAACCUCUAAUUGCCAUAAUUACCAAAACUGAGCCAUAUAUUAUUAAAAAGACAGGAAUUCAAAGGCUGUUGGUUAAUCCAGAAUAGUCUUUGAAGUGAGUAGAAAUAGCAAUGCAGGUAAAUGCCUCCAUCAUUCGACCAGUGUGCCCCAUUUCUUAAGACCUCUUUUAUGGAUUGGACCACCUGGCUACAGAAGCAUAUGCCUCUUCUGUUUAGACAAAAGAGAGAUCUUACCAGAUUAGUAAAGACAGGACUGGGGCUUUUGAACACAAUAGAUACAGAAGUAUUAAUGAACAAAUAACCAGCAAUUAAACGUGGUAUCGUUAGAUUACAACAACCUUUACAAUAUUCCUUAUUGGCAUUAGGUAUUAGCCAGUGGAAGUUAUCCAAAAUAUUACCAGAAUGGGAAAGCAUAGAGGAGUGAGAUCAUAAAUUGAUAAUUAACACAUUAGGCACAGAUAGUGAAAACAUUUCCUUGGCCCUUGGGUGUACACAAGCACCAUUGUGGUGCACAAUCAGUGGCUGCCUCCGUUUAGGGAAGGUGGAGAAAGUACAUUCCCUGCAAAAUUGUUUGAGAUAAUGCUUUUGACAUAGAGAGAGAACUUCAGGCUUGGUGGGUUUUAGUUAAUUUUACCUGUAACCCAGUGUCUUGGGUUGAAAAAUGUAGCCAAAAAUAUGUAUUCUAUUUUCAUCCAUUGAAGUCGGUUGGGAGAUAUUGUUCUUUAUCUAGGAACUCCUUGUAACUCCAGGGGUGGAAAGAGGGCGGAUGCCUUCUGUUAAUGGGACACCUGAUAACACCAGAUGUGGCAGUGCCUUCUUAUCUCCUCCUCCACCCACGCUGCUCUGAGGGAUAUCACCUGUGAAUGGGCCAUUUAAGGCCUCUCACAUUACUGAUACUACCUCAUUCCAUUGCGACAUGCUCCACCCAGUAGGAGGAGCCAAAGCCUUUCCACUGAGAGAAAAACAGCAAUCCCAAACACCAAGAUAGCCUGUUUUCACUGGAUUCCCAGAGGACGACCGGACCCUUUCUUGAGGAUCAUCUCUACUUCAACGGAGCCACAGCUGUCACUCUGGGAGGACUUACUUCGGGCUGCUUCCAACACCCUGACCAACAGGGUGUCAGGUUUUCAUUCUGACUGUCAGUGGUCCUUUGUACUAUUGCAAUUAUCUUAUUUUUAUUUUAUUUUAUCUUUCUUGUUGUUUGUUCUCUCUCUAUUAAAUUGUAUUUUCUGACUUCGAGUCUCAAUGGUUUUGCUUUCAAAUCAGCACAUAUUUUUGGCACCCAAUGUGGGGCAAAAAAAAACUACUGAGAAAAGUCAGAAUUACAAUUUUCUUUUCUUUUUUUUUUUUUUUUAAGGAGACACCUGUUCGCUAUAAUACUCAGCAUUCUUACAUGGAUGUUGUAUUCUAUAUUCCACACAUGGGGCACUAUCUGCUGGUCUUAAUGCUCCUGUUUAGACCAGGGUAUGGUAUCAAAUUUGCUUUAUUAGUGUAUUAUGCCUAUUGCAUGACAACCUCUGAGGCAAUGAACGUCAUUUGGAAUAUAUACUCAAUUUUGUUUGCUUGUCCUAGUCUAGGAUGCUACAUCUGGGGCCUCUACAAUCACAUCCAGAGCCUGUGGGGAGGGGUAAAGAAUGAUUUUUUCCAGCCUUUCAGGCCUGACACAGCAGUUCUUGAAAAUAUUGAGUUCUCUCUGGAUGCCAAGGACAGCAUAGUGUUGUUGUUGGUUCUGCUUUGUCUUCUCUGCACAGCCUGCAACACGCUUAGAAACAAAGCGCUACAUGGUGUGGUGCAGCGUCUUCUUGAGGAAGAGGAAAAAAGAAGCAAAGCAACAGCGUCCAUGUGCACACAAGCUGUCACAAAAGAGAAAAGAACCAAAAGCAAAGCAACGGCAUCAGUGUCUACACAGACUGUCACAGAGGAGGAAGGAACCAAAAGCAAAGCAACAGUGUCCGUGUCUACACAGACUGUCACAGAGGAGGAAGGAACCAAAUGCAAAGCAACAGUGUCCGUGUCUACACAGGAUGUCACAGAGGAGGAAGGAACCAAAGGCGCCAUCAGCAUCUCCACACAAACCGUCACUGAACUGGAACAGCCUAAACCGGUAGCAGUUGCCCCUGUUCAGAAGAAGAAAACAAAGCGCAUAUCAGUCCGCAUAGUGACUGACGAGGAUGUAGCAGGACCUUCGCACCCAGCAGAAGAGACAGAGCCGGAGAUCAUCACUCGCUCUCUAUCCCUGGGUGAGCUGCAUGACUUGCAGAGUGAAUUCACCUGCCAGACAAACAAGUCCAUCCUGACCUGGCUGCUCCACAUCUGGGACGCUGCAGCCAAUGACACCCUUCUGGAUGGAAGUGAGGCCAAGCAACUGGGAUCGCUUUCCCGGGAUGUGGUCAUUGACCAGGGGAUCGGGGGAACCCAAGGAAACUCAGCCUCUGGCGGUGACUGCUGACAAGUGUGAAGGACAGAUACCUUUGUAAAGAAGACCUCCAGGUGCACCAAGGAAAACAGAGCACAAUGGAACAAGGUAUCUGAUGCCUGGGGGAAUUUGCUGUUCUAGAGAUCAUUUUUUCAGAAGACGAGAGAUUUCCUAAAAGCCCAGAUGGUGUCCAGUGCACAUCACAGAUGUGGUUGAGAUUUGCACUGCUUGGACCAAAGAUGUACUCCCAUUACCUGGCAACGCUGCAAUGAAGGGAAGGUGAGGACAGGGUGGGCGUCUUGAUCAAUAAACUAAGAAUUUAUGAGGACACUGUCACUGCCCCUUUUCACACCCAUGUCUUGCCUGUGGAAAUAAGGCUGUCAGCUGAGCAAGUAAGGAGCUUGAUUGAAGAUGUCCAUAAGAAACUGAAAAAAGAACUUAAAGAAGAAAUUUAGCACAUCUCGCCAGAACCAAAAGAGUCUCUGCCAUUAGAAGCAGGCGUCCCCCAGCCAGGGAGAAAGGCUACACUCUACGAGGUAACCUUUGGUCUCUUCUUUGGGAGCAUGGAGAAGACAUGAGUAAAUGGGAUGGAAAACCCACCUUCUCCUUAGCAGCCCGGGUACGUGAACUGAAAAGAGGGACACCUACCACAAGAAGCUUAUCUAGAGUCAACGCUGCUCCGGUCUCUCGUGCACAGAACUCCAGACAGUAUAGGAAUGAUGAUACGACUGAUCCUCUUGAAGGGACCUCAGAAACAUAUUUACAGGAAGAGAGCAACGUGCAGCAUGACCAGGAAUAGAGGGGCCCUGCCUCUAGCCAAGUAGAGGAAAGGGACAAUGGGAUCUAUUGAACUGUGUGGAUCUGAUGGCCUGGCACAUCUGACCCACAAAAAUACAUGGCUUUGGUUGACACUGGCACACAAUGUACCCUGAUGCCAUCAAGGUAUGUAGGAACAGAAUCCAUUUCUAUUUCUGGGGUGACAGAAGGAUCCCAGCAGCUGACUGUAUUGGAGGUUGAAGUGAGUUUAACUGGGAACAAGUGGCAAAAACACCCCAUUGUGACUGGCCCAAAGGCCCCAUGCAUCCUUGGCAUAGACUAUCUCAGAAAUGGAUAUUUUAAAGACCCAAAGGGAUAUCGUUGGGCUUUUGGGAUAGCUGCUGUAGAGAGAGAAGACAUCAGACAACUGAAUACCUUGCCUGGUUUCUCAGAUGACCCCUCAGCUGUGGGACUCUUGAGAGUUGAAGAACAACAGGUACCAAUUGCCACAGCAACUGUACACCGUCGGCAACACCGCACUGAGAGAGACUUGGUGAUUCUUAUCCAUGAGAUGAUUCAUAAACUGGAGAUCCAAGGGGUAGUCAGCAAGGCUAGUUCACCUUUCAACAGCCCUAUAUGGACAGUGUGUAAGCCCAGUGGAGAAUCGAGACUGAUGGUGGAUUACCAUGGUUUGAAUGAGGUCACACCACCAUUGAGCGCUGCUGUGCCAGACAUGCUGGAGCUGCAGUACGGGCUGGAAUCAAAGACAGCAGAGUGGUAUGCAACCAUCAAUAUUGCCAAUGCCUUCUUCUCCAUUCCUUUGACAGCAGAAUGCAGGUCUCAGUUUGCCUUCACCUGGAGGGGCGUACAGUACACCUGGAACUGACUGCUCCAGGGGUGGAAAUACAGUCCCACCAUCUGCCAUGGACUGAACCAGACUGCACUGGAAAAGGGUGAGGCUCCUGACCAUCUACAGUAUAUUGAUGACAUCAUCAUAUGGGGGAACACAGCAGGGGAAGUCUUCGAGAAAGAAGAUUAUCCACAUUCUGCUGAAAGCCGGUUUUGCCAUUAAGCAAAGUAAGGUUAAGCGACUGGCUCAGUUCCUGGGAGUAAAGUGGCAAGAUAGACGUCACCAGAUCCCAACAGAGGUAAUCAACAAGAUCACCGCCAUGUCCCCACCAACCAACAAGAAGGAAACAGAAGCUUUCCUGGGUGCCACAGGCUUCUGAAGAAUGCACAUUCCCGAGUACAGCCAGAUUGUGAGCUCUCUCUAUCUGGUAACCCGCAAGAAGAACUAUUUCCACUGGGGCCCUGAACAGCAGCAAGCCUGUGCCCAAAACAAACAGAAGAUUCCUCAUGCAGUAGCCCUUGGCCCAGUCAGGACAGGACCAGAUGUGAAGAAUGUGCUCUACUCUGCAGCUAGGAACCAUGGUAUGUCCUGGAGCCUUUGGCAGGAAGUGCCUGGUGAGACUUGAGGCCGACCACUGAGAUUCUGGAGUUGAAGUUACAGAGGGUCCAAAACCAACUACACUCCCA